CUUUGAGGAGCGAGCCGGGGAAGGGCGACGAUUGCCUGAGCUGGAGCGUUCCAUGGCUGAGAGUAGCCUCCGGGCUCCGGACUUAGGGGCUAAACGAGGAGUUUCCAGUUGUCUAGAAAAAUGCCAGAAGAGCUCACCAGGUACUGGGAGGCAGCCCUUUUCUGAAUCCUUUUACUUGGAACUGCCUGCUAGCAUGAAUCUCCAGUUUUUGACAGGGGCCAUUCAGCAGCUGGGUGGGGUAAUUGAGGGUUUCCUGAGCAAAGAAGUAAGUUACAUCGUGUCCAGCCGCAGAGAAGCAAAGGCAGAGAGUGGUGGGAUGGGCCACAGCGGCUGCCCCCCCAGUGAGGUUAGAGUGGAAACAUCGUCCAUGGCCAAUCCAAAAGUCAGCCACGCCAGGCCUUAACAGAAACCCGUAGACUCGGUGCCUGCGAGCAGAGGGAAGGAACUGCUGCAGAAGGCCGUCAGAAACCAGGGCAGCAGCAGUAGAGGAGGCAGUGGGAGCAGCAGCAGCCUCCUGGCCAAUGCCCGCUCCUGGGGAGUGAGGAUUCUGCAUGUGGACGAAAUGAUGAUGCAUGUGCAGCAGCUGUCUCUUGGUUCUUUAUGUGUGAAGAAACAAGAGCCAAAGAAGCCAGAGGGAACAUGUCCAGCCGUGGAGUCAAGAACAUGGAAAGUGGCCAGGCUGAAGGUCCCAUUCCUCAAAGUUGAAGAUGAGAGCAGGAAGUUUCGUCCUUUCCACUAUCAGUUUAAAUCUUUUCCCAAAAUUUCUUUUCUGAGAUCCAAAAAUGCAAGUCCCUUUGAGGCCCAGAUGACUCCAGGCAGCUCACACCAUACCAGAGAGCCCAAGGAUCAAGUGCCAAGCCUGCAAUCAGCCACCUGCACCGUGCCCAGGAGGAAGAAAGGGUACUGUGAGUGCUGCCAAGAGGCCUUUGAGGAGCUCCAUGUGCAUCUUCAGAGUGCCCAGCACUGGAGCUUUGCCCUAAAAGCCCAUCCAUAUGCAGAAGUAGAUCGGAUCAUCGCCCAGCUCAGCCACAGCUUUACAGAUAUCGCCUUCCAGGCCAGCCUCCCCAGGCAGUCAGGUUCCCCAGCUUCUGAAUGUGACCCUCCGUGUGCUGAAACUCUGUCCCCCAGCCUGCCCUCCCAGUCCAGGGCAGCAUCUUCCAGGAUGAAAAAAGAAGACAACUGCCAGGCUGCAGGCACCCCAGAGCAGGCUGCGACAGUGGACAGCAUGAAGGCACCAGCUGAACCUGUGGGAGCUGGCAAGGUACCUGCACCAGGAGCAAGCUGCCAGGAGCUGGGGGAGUCAGUUGACAUGUUUGUGGACCUCCCAGGGACACCUCUGUCCAGGAGCCCUGCUCGCCAGUGCCUUCUGACCAGCUCUGGUUGUAUGGACUUCUCCUCUGGCCCAGACCUGGCACUUGUUGGCCACAAGCGGAAGGUUCAGUUUCCCAGUGACAAUGCUGAAAAGAGGCCAGGGGGCCACAGGCCUCAUUUUUUGUACCAAGAGUCCCCAUCCCCUGCAGCAUCAGGACAACCAAUGGCAGGCAUCUUCUCUCCCUUCCUCUUCCAGGCCGUAAGUCCAGGCCCCCAGCCUCCCUCCUGCCCUUGUACCACCCACAGAGCUGCCUCUCUCUCCCAGAUCCCUUGA
Messenger RNA from Cynocephalus volans (Philippine flying lemur), 1645 nucleotides. RefSeq names its product DBF4B-CDC7 kinase regulatory subunit (gene DBF4B). Gene Ontology annotation, cellular component: Dbf4-dependent protein kinase complex. Lineage: Eukaryota; Metazoa; Chordata; Mammalia; Dermoptera; Cynocephalidae. Gene Ontology annotation, biological process: positive regulation of nuclear cell cycle DNA replication; regulation of cell cycle phase transition. The record is from RefSeq and is a predicted model, not a curated record. Gene Ontology annotation, molecular function: nucleic acid binding; zinc ion binding; protein serine/threonine kinase activator activity.